AUGAUCCCCUCCAAGGAGAAGGCCAGGGCCCCCAAGGACAGCAUGACACUCCUGCCCUGCUUCUACUUUGUGGAGCUGCCCAUUGUGGCCUCCUCUGUCGUGACACUCUAUUUCCUGGAGCUGACGGAUCUCUUCAAGCCAGCCAAGGUGGGUUUCCAGUGCCACGACCGGGCGCUCUCCAUGCCCUAUGUGGAGACCAACGAGGAGCUCAUCCCGCUGCUGAUGCUGCUCAGCUUGGCCUUCGCCGCGCCCGCUGCCUCGAUCAUGGUCGGGGAGGGCAUCGUGUACUGCCUGCAGUCCAGGCUGAAGGGCCGUGCUGGGGCCGAGGGCAGCAUUAACGCUGGUGGCUGCAACUUCAACUCCUUCCUGCGCCGGACUGUAAGGUUUGUGGGUGUCCACGUGUUUGGGCUCUGUGCCACGGCCCUGGUGACAGAUGUCAUCCAGCUGGCCACCGGCUACCACGCUCCCUUCUUCCUGACUGUCUGCAAGCCCAACUACACGCUGCUGGGCACCCCCUGUGACACCAACCCCUACAUCACCCAGGACAUCUGUGCAGGCACUGACAAGCACGCCAUCCUGUCUGCCAGGAAGACUUUCCCAUCCCAGCACGCGACGCUCUCAGCUUUCGCUGCCGUUUACGUGUCGAUGUAUUUCAAUUCCAUCAUCUCGGACAGCACCAAACUCCUCAAGCCCAUCCUGGUCUUUGCCUUUGCCAUUGCUGCCGGCAUCUGUGGCCUGACACAGAUCACCCAGUACCGCAGCCACCCCACUGAUGUCUACGUGGGAUUCUUGAUCGGCUCUGGCAUCGCUGCCUACCUGGCUUUCCAUGCUGUUGGCAACUUCCGUGCCCCAAUGGAGAAGGUCCCAGUGACAGCGCCAGCCAAGGACGCGCUGCGGGCGCUGACACAGCGCGGCCACGACUCCGUCUACCACCAGAACAAGUCUGUGAGCACUGACGAGCUGACGGCCGUGCGGCCCAGGUGGGUGAUGGUGGCAGAAAAGGGGGGUGUGCAGCGGGUGGCCAACCCCCCGCGCCUGAUGCAGGUCAUUGCCAUGUCCAAGCAGCAGAGCAUUGUCUCUGUCACCCCCAAGCACUCGGAGACGUCCUCGUCCUCCACCAGCUCCGACUCCUCGCAGUACCGCUCGCCCUCGGAGCGGGACAGCUCCAGCAUCAUCACCAUCGACGCCCACGCUCCCCACCACCCCGUCGUCCACCUCUCAGCUGGCAAUGGGCCCUGGGAGUGGAAGUCGGGGCCAAAGGGGCCGGAGGGGCCAGACACCUACGAGCUGGGUGAGAUGGGGAAGGAUUUCCGUGGCUUCCACCCAGCCAAGAGCGCUGGCAUCUCCCCUGGCUCCUCCGUCAGCGACAUGGAGCAGGAUGAGCCGCGCUAUGGCAGCCUGGCUGCCAUUCCGGGGGCAGCAGGGGGCUGUGGGGACCCCCCCGAGGGGCUGCUGGGCACGGCCAGCCGUGAGUCCACACUGAGGAGGAAGCCGGUGGAGAGGGAUGGGCCGGCGGACAGCGAGGUGGACCACUACUACAAGAAGAUGCAAGCCAGUCGCAGGUUUAAGGACUGA
Molecule: messenger RNA, 1575 nt
Organism: Chaetura pelagica (chimney swift)
Lineage: Eukaryota; Metazoa; Chordata; Aves; Apodiformes; Apodidae
Gene: PLPPR3
Product: lipid phosphate phosphatase-related protein type 3
Exons: 8
Coding region: 1-1575 (524 amino acids)
Biological process (GO): phospholipid metabolic process; signal transduction; phospholipid dephosphorylation
Molecular function (GO): phosphatidate phosphatase activity
Source: RefSeq, a predicted model, not a curated record